AUGACCCAAAAGGAUAAAGUCCAGGAUCUAUCUGCGCCAGAACCAAAUCACCACCACGUGCCAAAACAGACUUCACAACGAGAAGCUCAAACCCCAGAACAGCCUCCGGUGAUGAGUGACCACGAGCAGCUCCAGCAACUACAAAUCACAGUCAUGCAACUGGAGAGGGCCUUUCACAACUUUGUCAAUGCUUCCUCACCAAGUCACUCUCACAAGGGUAGUUUUGACAGCGCAAUUUCCAACCAGAGUAGCCUCUCUAGGCCCUCGGAUUUGCUACAGUCUGUCAUCAGUCCGAUAUCGCCCAAGUCCCCCGACAUGAAAGACACUUCCUUGCACAACCCCGCGAAGACCUACACCUCGUCUCCACUAGGAAGGCCCGCGACAACAUCGAACGAUUCCACCAAUAAUAGCCGAACGAAUUCUAUCACAUGUGACAGUCCCACGACCGAAAUGAGUCCCAAGCAACUGGAGGGGAAGGUCAAGGGUUCGAGGCUUCGAAAAGUGCUCUCAGCUGGCAGUAUGGAGCUACUCGGGGGGCAACCUGAUAUAGCAUCUGAUGGCCAUGCUGUUGAAUCCACAGGCCAGGGGGCUACUCAUGAAGCGCGGGAUGAAGAGAGACCUCGAACGCACAACAUUUCGGGUCAUGGAGUCUACGGUCGUAAGAUCUUCAGCAAAUCAGUGGAUCACCUUGCAGCAGCAUCAGCUAUGGAAACACCGGCGUCGGCAUCCUCUAUGCUCCGCAAGGUGGGCAAAGGCAUGAAGAGAAAGUCUCGAACUCUCUCUGAACUUUUCCGCCCCAAGUCUGCGGUGGCCACUGGCCCCCCUAACACCGCUUUUGAGGCCGAGUCGCCGCUUACCAAUGAGCCACUAAAGUCUACUGUGGCCACUGGCUUCCCUGAUAAUACCGCUUUUGAGGCUGAGCUGCCGCUUACCAAGGAGCCACUUAAGUCUCCAGUGCCCGAGACAACGCCCUCUCUGACUUGGAGCAUGGACAUGGCGAAACCCAAUUUUAGCCGUGAAGAUCUUUAUGAAGCCCUGGACACACCAGAGCUUGGUACACCAGAGUCUCCAUCAUUCAACAUGUACAGGAAUUAUGCACCUGUUCAAACACAGGAUACUGGGACAAUCCAAAAGCCUGGAAUGGCUCCCAGGAGUAUUCUCAAGAUUCCCAACACUCCACAAACAGAAACCCAGUAUGACCGCUGGGUUAACCCUUUCGAAACGACCGACCUUGAAACCUUAAUGGAUGCACUUUCAAACGUUUAUGACUAUGACGAGCCAGUUGAAUCGGUCCAGGAAGUUGAUAAAUACCAACCUCCGUUUGCUCCACGCCCUAUCUCCUAUUAUCUUUAG
Molecule: messenger RNA, 1353 nt
Organism: Clonostachys byssicola
Lineage: Eukaryota; Fungi; Ascomycota; Sordariomycetes; Hypocreales; Bionectriaceae
Source: the annotation of a GenBank genome assembly